ACUCUUCCUUUCCUCUCAUCACAUCUCAAUUAUCAAUUGAACAAACAUUUCUUUUUCUCUCUCAAAUCUCAAUGGCUCGUACCAAACAAACAGCUCGCAAAUCCACCGGAGGCAAAGCUCCAAGGAAGCAACUCGCAACCAAAGCCGCUCGCAAAUCUGCUCCGGCCACCGGAGGAGUUAAGAAGCCUCACAGAUUCCGUCCAGGAACUGUUGCUUUAAGAGAGAUCAGAAAGUAUCAGAAGAGCACAGAGCUUCUCAUCCGCAAGCUCCCAUUCCAAAGACUGGUUAGAGAAAUCGCUCAGGAUUUCAAAACAGAUCUCCGAUUCCAAAGCAGUGCUGUUUCUGCUCUUCAAGAAGCCGCUGAAGCUUAUCUUGUUGGUUUGUUCGAAGACACUAAUCUUUGUGCGAUUCACGCAAAGAGAGUUACUAUUAUGCCGAAAGAUAUUCAACUUGCUCGCAGAAUCAGAGGCGAGAGGGCUUAGAUUCUAGUUUUGUUUCUAAGUAUCUGCCUUAUGUAGUUGUUGAUUUGUUAGGGUUUGAUUCAUCUGUUAUGAAUCUUGAUGUAGCAAUGCAUUGAUCUACUACUGUGUGUUUGUUCAAAAAUUGAAUCUACGAUUCUAUAUGUUAUAUUAUGCAUUAUUGGGUUCAUUGAUUAAA
Vicia villosa (hairy vetch) is the source of this 657-nucleotide messenger RNA. Its product is annotated as histone H3.2. Gene Ontology annotation, molecular function: DNA binding; structural constituent of chromatin; protein heterodimerization activity. Gene Ontology annotation, cellular component: nucleosome. The record is from RefSeq and is a predicted model, not a curated record. Bases 72 to 482 code for a protein of 136 amino acids. NCBI's taxonomy places the organism in Eukaryota, Viridiplantae, Streptophyta, Magnoliopsida, Fabales, Fabaceae. The transcript has a single exon.